Molecule: messenger RNA, 291 nt
Organism: Miscanthus lutarioriparius
Lineage: Eukaryota; Viridiplantae; Streptophyta; Magnoliopsida; Poales; Poaceae
Source: the annotation of a GenBank genome assembly
AUGGAUUGGCUGGGGCAGAAGCGCGCGGAGAUGCUGAUGCAGGUGCUGCUGCUGGCGUCUGCGGUGGCGGCGUUCGUGGUGGGCUAUGUGCGCGCGGAGUUCCAGCUCAUGCUGCUCGUCUACGCCGGCGGCGUCGUGCUCACGGCGCUCGUCACCGUCCCAAACUGGCCCUUCUUCAACCGUAACCCGCUCAAGUGGCUCGACGCUGCCGAGGCGGAGCGCCACCCGCGCCCCCAGGUCAGCGCCGGCGCGGCGGCAGUGGGUAAGAAGAAGUCCGGGAAGAACAAGUAG